CCAAAUCCACCACCUAUGACAGAGGAAGAGAAGCAAAAAACUGCUAUAUAUCGUGUGAACAAUCCUCCCAAAUGUCAUUGCGGUGUUCAUGCCAAAUUUCAAAGGCCUAAUAUUGGUGUCCCUCCAAAGUUCACUCCCUUUUUUAGAUGCUCGCUAAAGACUAGAGAUGGAUGGCCGGCAUGUGACUUCAAUGAGUAUAUUUAUGGUCCUAGAUCUCAUUGGCCGACAAAAGAGGAAGUGCGAGAAUUUGAGAGUGGGAAGAAGCCAUGGCCAUAUACAACUACUCCUAGUCGUCGAUGCAAGUGUGGUAUUCUGCCCACAAAAGGCGUAGUUCCUUCUGAGCUUGGCUACGGAUAUUACUGUGGCAAUAGCUACGGAGAGUAUUGGGAGGGAAGGACAUGUGAUUGGGAGUGGUUCGAAGGCCGGUAUGAGCUAAUGUUGCAAUUGGGCAGAACAAAAGAGCCUUGGAAAUCUCGAGACACUUUAAAUAGAAAACUGAAGAUAAGGAAGGAUUACCGAGUUACUUUGCCCCUUGAGUCAUUUCUGUCAGGGCCUGUACUCCAAGACCUACGGCGUGAGUAUGGAAAGAAGGCAGCAGAAAAGGCAACUCUUGAGAAUUGCAUUGUUUAUUGGAGGAGGAACCGAAGCAAGUACCCACGGCCCCUCACAGAUAAGGAGGUUUUGGCAAAUUAUGAGAAGAAGAAGGAGGAUGAGGAGAUGGAGAGACAGAGGUUAAGUGAGGAAAGAGCAAAGAAAGGUUUUACUAUUGAUCCGGAAGCUAAAUACCCAAAGGGUUCAUGA
This is a messenger RNA of Panicum virgatum (switchgrass), 801 nucleotides long. RefSeq lists its product as uncharacterized. Bases 16 to 801 code for a protein of 261 amino acids. NCBI's taxonomy places the organism in Eukaryota, Viridiplantae, Streptophyta, Magnoliopsida, Poales, Poaceae. The transcript is spliced from 3 exons. The record is from RefSeq and is a predicted model, not a curated record.